CAAUAAUGUCAGUGGAGCGUCUUGGCACAGAAGCUUGUUCAUUAAGCUUCUUGCUGCUCCGUAUGCUUUGUUCGUGAUUCCAGCUCCCAACCGACCCUUGUUCGCUCCUUCGGUCUUUGUACACCUUGCUCACAUUAUCCGUUUUACAUCCACUCGUUCACUAUGCACCUUCUACUUGCCUCUGCUGCGCUUGCAGCCUCUUGCAAUGCCUUCACUCUCCCCUGGACCACGCGAGCAACCAACCCAGCCCUUCUACCGCUCCCCCUUGCACAUUUCGACACUCCAAAAUAUGCGCGCCCACUCACGCUGGACGAGGCUUUGUCAGGUGCGAAUGCCUCAGUCACCACCAUCAAGCCCGAGGAUCUCCAAGACGCCAGGAACAAAUUGCCUGCGCUAGUGAUACCCAACAAUACGACACUGCCGAACAAUACGCAGACUCUGGAUGAGGAGCUGGAACGAUUCGAAAAGAGACAGGGGACCUGCUCUAAUGUUCGUGUCCGCACGGAAUGGGAUAACUACUCCGAUGAUGACCGACAAGCAUACAUCGACGCUAUCAAGUGCUUGAUGAACAAGCCUCCCUCGGGUCAAUUCAGUGUAUCUCAAAGUCGCUACGAUGAUCUGGUUGGCCUUCACCAAACAUUGACCCCGAAUGUUCAUGGUAACGCAAAGUUUCUACUCUGGCACAGAUACUUUGUAUGGACUUUCGAGUCGCUUCUCCGUGAUGAAUGUGGGUUUGAUCGCGAGCUUCCUUGGUUUGACGAAACUCGAUAUGCGGGUAACUUCGCGGCUUCAUCAAUUUUUAGUUCUCAGUGGUUUGGAAGUAUCAACCUUGGUGGCCAGUGUGUGACGGACGGUCAAUUUGCAAACCUGGCCAUCAACUAUGGACCAGGAACCAGCAACACGCCUCAUUGUCUGGCUCGAAACAACGAUGAUUCGAAGACGAUCAACACCGGCAAUGCGAUUGUUGACGCCUGCAAUAGCCGCUCUGAUUAUGCUGAUAUGGCUGCAUGCGCGGAGGGUGGUGCUCAUGCAUGGGGUCACAACGGAAUCGGGGCUGUCAUGCAGGAUGUUUACGCAUCUCCAGCAGACCCUGUCUUUUUCCUGCACCACGGUUUCAUCGAUCGCAACUUCCGCAUUUGGCAGAAUAACGGAGGUAAUGCGCGUGUGACGACCGUCGACGGCACUGACGCUGCUGGUCAUCCUCUGACCCUUGACACCAAGGUCAACGUGUAUGAUUUCCGCCCUGACGUACGUAUUGGCGACAUUCUCGACACUAGGGGAUCGACGUUGUGCUACAAGUACAACUACUAGCCAGAUUUAAUCCGCAGGCUGAGUAGUAUACAUCAUCUUCUUGUACAUAUCUUUCUUACGAUUCUUCGACGUGGAUGCCUGCCUGUGGUGUAUGGCAAGGUGCUUCAGCACGUAUGGCCUAGGCAUAUACGCUUUCUUGGUUUUCAAUAGACACAAUUUUUUUCACAUAGC
Messenger RNA from Macroventuria anomochaeta, 1482 nucleotides. Its product is annotated as Di-copper centre-containing protein. NCBI's taxonomy places the organism in Eukaryota, Fungi, Ascomycota, Dothideomycetes, Pleosporales, Didymellaceae. The coding region runs from base 163 to 1311 and encodes 382 amino acids. Gene Ontology annotation, molecular function: oxidoreductase activity. The transcript is spliced from 4 exons. The record is from RefSeq and is a predicted model, not a curated record.